AUGUUACCUUUGUUAAAAAAAUCUUCCCUUAUUACGAAUUCUCAAAUUUUUCAUCCCUCAUUUAAUAUAUAUAGGACAGCAUUAAUUCCAAACCAUUUUAAAAAUAUUAUUAAACUUUCUUCUUCGUUUCCAAAUCAUCUUAGAUAUAUGAGUUCUUCUAUAAAUAAACGUCAACAUAUAUCUAAUAAUAAUAACAACAACAAAAAUAAAAUAAAUUUAUCAUCCUGUACUAUUGAAAUGCCUAUCGUUGCAGAAGAAGAAAGUAUCCCUUUAAUCGUAUCUAUUGAUGUCGGAACAACAUCCUCUAGAGUCAUUCUUUUUAAUAAGUUAGGUCAAGAAGUUUCAAAACAUCAAAUUGAAUAUUCUACUUCAGCAUCUGAACAAAAUUAUACCCCAGCUGGUAGAAGAAGACAUUCUGAAGAAUUAAAUGCAGAUACUUUAGAAGAAGUUGCAGCCACGACUGUUUAUACUAAUGACGAAAAUAAAGAACCUGAAAAAAAUGGCCCAAUUUUUUCCUCUGUUGGGUUUAAAAUUGAAGAAUCUCCAUAUUUGACUAUUGAAGAUUUAGUGAAAAAUCAUACUGUUGGACCUACUUUAAGAUUUCCAAAACCUGGUUGGGUCGAAUGUAACCCAACUUCAAUUUUAAUUAAUGUAUUGGAAUGCCUUGGUGCUGUAUUACAAUCACUACAUAUUACUAAUGAAUCAAGAAUAAGACAUAACUUAAAAUCAUAUAAGAUCCAUUGUAUUGGGAUUGCUAAUAUGAGAGAAACAACAAUUGUUUGGUCGAAAAAAACUGGUUUACCAAUUGUUGAUUAUGGUAUUGUAUGGAACGAUACCAGAAAUGCUUCAAUUGUUAAUAAAAAGAAAGAAACUACAGAUAAAGCGUUACAAUCAAGAUUAACCGAAAAGACUGGCCUUCCUUUAUAUUCAACUUAUUUCUCUUGUUCGAAAUUACGUUGGUUCUUAGAUAAUAUCCCAGAGGUUAAACAUUCAUAUAUGAAUAAUGAUUUAAUGUUCGGUACUGUCGACACAUGGUUGAUAUACCAUUUGACAAGUACGAACAAUUUUGUAUCAGAUGUUACUAACGCAUCAAGAACAGGGUUUAUGAACUUAGAAACUUUAAAUUAUGAUCCAGAAUUAUUGGAAUAUUGGGAUAUUGACCCAACGAAAGUUUCAUUGCCCAAAAUUGUAUCUUCGGCAGAAUAUUAUGGUGAUUUUAACGUCCCAAAGUUCUGCGAAUCAAUAUUACCUCCUACCAUUAAACAAUUAUUAUCCAAUUUUGCAUCAUUAAAAGUACCAAUUAAUGGUUGUUUAGGUGAUCAGAGUGCAUCACUAGUUGGUCAAAUGGCUUACAAACGUGGUGCAGCUAAAUGUACUUACGGUACGGGUUGUUUCCUAUUAUACAACACAGGUACCGAAAAGUUAAUCUCUAGACAUGGAACAUUGACUACAUUAGGGUUUUGGUUCCCAUAUCUGGAAGAUGAGUUCAAUAUUAAUAAACCUCAUUUUGCAUUAGAGGGAUCAGUAGCUGUAGCAGGUUCCGUAGUCCAAUGGUUAAGGGACAAUCUACGUCUUGUUGCAAGAGCAGAGGAUGUGGGACCCUUAGCUAGUUUGGUUCCAGAUUCUGGUGGAGUUGUAUUUGUUCCAGCCUUCAGUGGGUUAUUUGCACCAUAUUGGGAUCCUGAUUGCAGAGCCACUAUAAUGGGUAUAUCUCAAUUUACAACGGCCUCGCAUAUUGCAAGAGCUGCUGUGGAAGGUGUUUGUUUCCAAGCUCGUGCAAUUUUGAAAGCAAUGAGUUCGGAUGCCUAUUCUGAAUCAAGACCUAACACACAUGAUGGUGAAAUGCCAAAGGAUAUCGAUUUAUUGGAAGAUAUCGAUACGUGUACAUAUGAGAAAUCUGUAUUCUCGACACUCUCUGUAGAUGGUGGGAUGUCUCGUUCUAAUGAAGUAAUGCAAAUACAAGCAGAUAUCUUAGGCCCAUGCAUUAAAGUGAGGAGAUCUCCUAUUGCUGAAUCUACUGCUCUUGGUGCCGCCAUAGCAGCUAAUAUGGGCUUUAAAGAAGAAAGUGAACGUCCAAUAUGGAAAAACCUACAUGAUUGUAAAAAAUGGGUUUUUUUUAAUGGUGUUGAUAAGAGCGAAACUAUUCCAAGAGAACAACAUCCAAAUUUGAAAGUAUUUACAAGUCAAUCUAAGGAUACAAUCAGAAGAAAACAUUGGAAAUUAUGGGAAACUGCUGUCGCUAGAUCAACGGGUUGGCUGAAAGCAGUAGAAGAUGCUUAA
Messenger RNA from Maudiozyma barnettii, 2280 nucleotides. It is a transcript of the gene GUT1, whose product is annotated as glycerol kinase. Lineage: Eukaryota; Fungi; Ascomycota; Saccharomycetes; Saccharomycetales; Saccharomycetaceae. Gene Ontology annotation, cellular component: mitochondrion. Gene Ontology annotation, molecular function: glycerol kinase activity. The transcript has a single exon. Gene Ontology annotation, biological process: triglyceride metabolic process; glycerol-3-phosphate biosynthetic process; glycerol metabolic process. The record is from RefSeq and is a predicted model, not a curated record. Bases 1 to 2280 code for a protein of 759 amino acids.